Molecule: messenger RNA, 651 nt
Organism: Nannizzia gypsea CBS 118893
Lineage: Eukaryota; Fungi; Ascomycota; Eurotiomycetes; Onygenales; Arthrodermataceae
Exons: 1
Coding region: 1-651 (216 amino acids)
Source: RefSeq, a predicted model, not a curated record
AUGAGCCCUAGUCGCUGCGUAGCAUCUAGUAUCUUGAAAGCUCUCGCUACCGACGCUCGACCAUGGAAUCUCACCCGAAGGCUUCAGAGCGCCAACAACCUGGACAUGCAGGGGGAACUCAGCGGGACAGCAAUUUUCAAACCAGCCUGCAAUGAAAGGUCUAGCAGUCAGCCUGACCUUGUCUACGAAGAGCAAGGAGAGAUGCCGGACCCGUCAGGCCUUAACUCGACUGGGAUGAAAUGGUCACGCAAAUAUAUGUGGCGUCUGUCAGACUCCGGGCUGAGCGUCUGGUUCGUCAAGGUCAAUAUGAAACCCAGCAAAGAGAGCACACAAGACAAUCCGACUGGGGACCUACCGGACUAUCUUUUCCAUCAACUGCACUUUACGGGCGAAGGCGAAGGUGAAGGGGAACAGGGUGGCUUUGACGGAUCAGGCCUUGUCCCCCCAGCAGCCUCAGCAGACGUAGGGGAGACGGCUGUUCUUUUUGCCCACGGAAGCCAUCUCUGCGUCGAGGACAACUAUGUGACUACCUAUGCCUUUCGGGUUUCAAAACACUGCAUCAGCUAUAUACAUAGCUGGGCAAGCAGCCAUGUGGUCGAAGGCCCGAAGAAAAGCCAGCGAAUUCUGAAUCUGUAUACCAGGGGCCUCUGA